Molecule: messenger RNA, 1582 nt
Organism: Daldinia loculata
Lineage: Eukaryota; Fungi; Ascomycota; Sordariomycetes; Xylariales; Hypoxylaceae
Product: transcriptional activator of glycolytic enzymes-domain-containing protein
Exons: 2
Coding region: 212-1285 (357 amino acids)
Biological process (GO): positive regulation of ribosomal protein gene transcription by RNA polymerase II
Molecular function (GO): DNA-binding transcription factor activity, RNA polymerase II-specific; RNA polymerase II cis-regulatory region sequence-specific DNA binding
Source: RefSeq, a predicted model, not a curated record
UUUUAAUAUCUUAAUUAUUUUAUCAAUUAUUUUUAUUAUUAUUUUUAUUACUUUUAUUCGUUUUUGUUCUAGUCUAUUUUUUUUCUUAUUCUUUCACACCCCCCUUUUCCAACCCCCCACCAUAUAACUCGAAGCUCUACUCUUUUUAUUUUAAUUAUUCCCCCCCUACCUGGAUCUCUCGGACGAGUUUACUGGUUUAAGGGGGCCCGUCAUGCUGCCUUCGCCCUCGGCCGGCCUUAGUAACGUACCGCCCCCAUCUACGGCCGCGGCCACGGACCCAACCAUUACCACUAGCACCACUACCUCAGCUCUUCUGGUACCUGGUCCAGGCCCUGCAGCAACAGGGGCAUCAUUGAAGCGACCUGCUGCAGCCGACCUGCAGCGCAUUGCCGGCGCAAGCGUCAUUCCUUCAAAAAGACAAGCUACAUCUAAUACCAGAACGAAUCCCAUCCCGAAUCCGAGUCCCUUGGCUGCUGCUCCCAUAAUUGCUCCUUCGUCUUCAGCUUCGGCUCCUCCGACUACGACAGCAACCCAAUUCUAUCAUCAACCUCAAGCUGCUAUGUCCCUACCCGCUAUGGUUACAGAGGAACAGCUGCUGGGUAGGACCCCCGAGCAAUUAAUCGCCACCAUUCUCCAGAUCCAGAUGCAACACCAGCAAUACGUCGCUCAUAUCUCGGCGCAAUUCGAUGCCAUCAGCCAACAGCUGAAUGACCUUCGUGGAAGCUUAGUGGCCUCCCAUCAAGCUGCAGCUUCGGCACUGAGCUCCCGCGAUUCCUCUGUACGACCCAUUAUACCCCCGCCCCCUCCGCAACUGUCGGCUGCUUCAUACCCUCGGGGACCGCCAAUUUCUAUGCAAACGCCAAGCCGCCCUGCUAGACCUCCUCCAACUUCCCCAUCCACUUCUUCUCAGGCGGUUCAACCUAGACCGGCUGCGCAAACACCGGGAUCUGCAGGGCCUCCUCAGUAUAAAUACGGGACUGUCGGCACGGUAGAGGAGGUUUGGAAAGAGUACCGGGAGGGAAUGGAUGGGCAACCUGCCAUUGAGGAAUUGGACGCUGCGUGGGGUUCGCGCUGGCGGCCGGAGCCGCGGGGCCGCACAUGGUACUCGAGGCGAAAAGUGAUCUGGGACAAGAUCAAAGAAUACAUGGCAGAGGGCUUGGAUGAAGAUGAGGCGGUGAGAGAGGUCGAAAGACUACGCGAUGGAAAUACGAUUAACAAGCUAAUUCGGAUGCUCCAAGACGAACGAAAGGAUAAAGGAAUCGGAGACGACAGCAUGGUCACUUAGCAUGGCGACUUAGCAUUGCGGCCGUAACUACCUAGGUACUUGAUUCGGGAUUGGCGUUAUAUGGGGAGCGGCAUUGAUACCACACAUAUAUGAGGCUGCAUUUACGGGACUGCCAGCAAGAGGAAUGCGGCAGCGGAAUCGGAAUCGGCAUAUCAUCGUUGUUCGAGAGGAUGUUAUUCUUAAACGGCCUGCUACAGUAUGUUUAUUGUUCACUGGUUGAACAAACGAAUAGCCCAUGGCUAGUGUCUAGACGGGAACCCGUGGUAACGAGAGACCACCGGAACGACGCUUCAGCGG